AUGUCCCCUGCACAUUUCCGCGUGGGUAUCAUCUGCGGAAGCACCCGCACGCCGCGCGUAGGCGACCAGAUCACCGACUUCGUGCUCGAAACCAUCAAAUCGCACGAGAAGGCAAAACAAAAGGACACGGAAGAGAUCCAGACAAAUCCUUCUUUUGAGUUUGACUACAUCGAUAUCAACGACUUAUACUCUGCCGAAGACUACACACAUGAACACACGCGCGCGUGGUCGCGCAGGGUAUCCGCGCUGGAUGCUUUCGUCUUCGUCACCGCGCAGUACAACUGGGGUAUCCCGGCGCCGCUCAAGAAUGCCAUUGAUUUCCUCUUUAAUGAGUGGAAGGGCAAGCCUGCGAUGAUUGUGUCCUAUGGAGGACACGGAGGUGGGAAGGCGGCUGCUGCGCUGAAGCUGUGCUUGGCCGGUGGGAUAGAUAUGCGGGUUGGGGACCGUAUGGUUGUAAGUCUCUCCUUUCCGGACAGGGAGGUGCUUUACCAGGCUGUUCGUGGGGAGAAGCUAGGGUUGGAUGCGGAGAGUACGACUGGGGUCUGGAGCUCCGAGCGGGGCCAUAUUACGGGUGGGUGGGAUGAAAUGAUUGGAAUGUUAAGAGGUUGA
Messenger RNA from Penicillium chermesinum, 609 nucleotides. Its product is annotated as NADPH-dependent FMN reductase. Bases 1 to 609 code for a protein of 202 amino acids. The transcript is spliced from 2 exons. Gene Ontology annotation, molecular function: oxidoreductase activity; FMN binding. Gene Ontology annotation, cellular component: cytosol. The record is from RefSeq and is a predicted model, not a curated record. NCBI's taxonomy places the organism in Eukaryota, Fungi, Ascomycota, Eurotiomycetes, Eurotiales, Aspergillaceae.